Nymphaea colorata (pocket water lily) is the source of this 1756-nucleotide messenger RNA. Its product is annotated as UDP-N-acetylglucosamine transporter UGNT1. The coding region runs from base 219 to 1238 and encodes 339 amino acids. The record is from RefSeq and is a predicted model, not a curated record. Gene Ontology annotation, molecular function: GDP-fucose transmembrane transporter activity; antiporter activity. The transcript is spliced from 10 exons. Lineage: Eukaryota; Viridiplantae; Streptophyta; Magnoliopsida; Nymphaeales; Nymphaeaceae. Gene Ontology annotation, cellular component: Golgi apparatus.
AGGAAGUGAGAAAGAGGCGACGGCGACUCGGCGAGAGGUAACCACUAACCACCAACUUAGAAUUCCCAAUCCAAACCCCCACUGCGUGGACCCUUUCUCCCGUCGGAGUCUGUAGGAGCACCCCAAUUUCUGUCUCUUCGUCUCUCUCCCGUUGUCUGAUGACCCAUCUUCCCCUUCCCCUGUUUUCAUCCGCGGUUGCUUCGUAGGAGAAAUAGAUCAUGGCGUCCAAGGGCCACGUACUGCCUGUUUCAUCGUUGGCAGGCGAUUCAUCAAGAGAUGAGAGUCUCUUUAAGGGCUCUGGGAUGACGAAAAGAGGGGCUUAUGCUGCUGUCUCCUACAUGACAUGUGCAGUGCUUCUGGUGAUGUUCAACAAAGCAGCUCUUUCGUCAUAUAAUUUCCCUGCUGCAAAUGUCAUUACCUUGCUUCAGAUAACAUGUUCAACUUCAAUUCUAUAUGCCAUGAAGCGUUGGAAGAUAAUCUCAUUCUCGGUGGGAGAUACAUGGGCUUCUGAUAGUUUGUCACCUCUCCUUGUACCAUUUGAAACUUUGCUUCAUACACUUCCUCUUUCAAUAUCCUAUAUGCUAUACAUGCUGGCAACAAUGGAAUCUGUUCGUGGAGUGAAUGUUCCUAUGUACACUGCACUUAGACGGACAACCGUGGUGUUUACAAUGAUUGUUGAAUACCUUCUCACUGGACAGAAGUACUCUUAUUAUGUGGUUGGCAGUGUGGGGUUGAUUGUUUCUGGAGCAUUCAUUGCUGGCGCUCGGGACUUGUCGUUUGACUACUAUGGAUAUGCCAUGGUUUUCAUAUCAAACAUAACAACUGCAAUUUACCUAGCAACAAUCGCUCGAAUUGGUAAAACUAGUGGCCUUAACAGCUUUGGUCUCAUGUGGUGUAAUGGACUUGUAUGUGGGCCACUUAUUCUACUCUGGACAUUUAUUCGGGGUGAUUUGGAGUCAACCAUGCAAUUUCCUUAUUUAUUUACUCCAGGCUUUCAGGUGAUAAUGCUACUUUCUUGUGUAAUGGCCUUCUUCCUUAACUACAGCAUAUUUUUGAAUACGACGCUUAAUUCUGCUCUCACACAGACUAUGUGUGGUAACUUGAAGGAUUUCUUUACUGUGGGAAUCGGUUGGGUUCUAUUUGGAGGACUGCCUUUUGACAUUCUGAACGUCUUGGGUCAAUCUCUUGGUUUUGUUGGUUCUGGUUUCUAUGCUUACUGCAAACUAAAGGGCAAGUAGCUUCAUUGUCAGCAAAAGAGUGGACAAUGACGUGCAAGUGGCAUCGCUGCUACUGUUUCAUUUUUUGGUGGCUGUUGAUGUUUAUAUAACAGUCACAGGAGAGUGUGAGGAUGAAAGGGCAAAAGUGCAUAUGGCUUUCCAGUAACAUUAGGCACUUUAUCGUGAGUCUGAACAAUCUUUGCUUCUAGUUUGGGUACAGAGAAGCCCUGGGAUCAUGCUCACCUUGGGACUGCAAAAGGAGCUAGCAAACCAUGUUUUUGAGGAUGAUUAGCCAUUGAGGUUGAAUUUGCAGGACUGUUUCUCUGCAGAUCGGUCCCUCCAUCUUUAGAUAAUUUUCAUUCUUCUUGCAUUCUGUUGGAUUGGAUACAAGAUACUGAUUCACAUUGGUUUCUGCCAGGCUGCGUUAAUCUAUCUGUAACUCUGAGUUCUGUUAUAUGUAAAUCAAUCCACGGCUUGAAAGCCGACAUGCUAAAUAACGUUACUAGUUCAUUUUUAAUGCUGCUAUUUUGGGACUCUCA